UUCCGAAAGAGAAGAAAACUCAGAGCAAGCAACGCAGUCGAAUCGGGGAGUGUGUUUUUUCGAACGAUUUUUUUAUAUUUAUUAUUCUACGCGAUUGUUUUGAAGAAAAAAAAUUGAUUUGCCUCCACAGAGAUUACUCGCGUGGUGGUGAUAACUCUGGAUUACACUUCGACACCCCCCCAUGCGUUUUUGAGCAAUGUAAAUAUCUUCACUCUUAAAACAUUUAAUUUUCUUUUGGAUUACACUGAAGGAAUUUGACAGAUGAUUUCUAAACAGAUGCUCACCUGAUGGACGCAAUACUCAGCAUCUGAUAUUAUACUCUUCUGAAUCCACUAACGCAACAACAGGCACCAUGAUGAGGUGUAAAAUGAUAUCUAUUAUUUUGUUCCUCCUUCUCAUGGAAGGAAUUGUCCAAUCACAAGACUUCAUGUCUGAGACGUGUCCAUCAUCAGAACAAUCAUAUUAUGCCGGUAUCGAACCCGAAGCAGAUGUUACCAUAGGUGCUGUCCUCAAACUACAUCACCCGGGUGAAGGAAUAUUCGGAUGCGGUCAAUCAUCUGCUGAUGGUGUCGAAUACUUCGAGGCUCUCAGGUGGGCUAUUGGAGCUCUCAAUCAGAAGUCUGGGGAUGUUGCUGGCCUUCCAGUUGCAGACGCAUUUAUUCCUGGAAUAAAGUUUGGUAUUCAAGCUUAUGAUUCGUGUGGUCACAAGGAAUUGGCAAUAAAGUAUAUGACCGAUUUGUUUCCAGUUAUGAAAUCCGGUCAGGAUGAGUGCAAUGAACAAAGUGAAAAUUCAACUAUCAUUGGGAUGGUCGAUAUGAGUUCCAGCCUGAAGGAUGCACGGGUUGCAGAAACCGCAGGUCGAUAUAUCAUUCCAGUUGUACCCCUAAAGCAGGAUACAUCAGUUCCCCCAGAGCAGCUGGCAAAGGUCCUUGCCGAAGUCAUCCAUGACAUGGAUUGGGAACGUGUGGCCAUACUGCACGCCAGUGACGAAUACAGCAUUUUUGUCACCAAAGUUUUCAGCCAAAUAGCCAAAUCGGGACAUCCGUGCAUUUCGGCAAUACGAUCUCUUCCGUCAUCCGACAAAAAAGAUUUCGACGUGAAGACCUAUCGUAAACUAGUGACGUCAUUCGCCGCAAGAUUGACAGAUAAAACUGGCAUCAUCGUCAUUGGCCACGAAGAAACCUUCAAAUUAGUUCUCCAAGCUCUUAAAGAAUCACCUAGUUCGGUUUCUCGUCUUCAGUGGCUUUUUUCGUGGAUGCCGCCAUUUUCUGAUCUUCAAGAAUUGGGUCAAAAUAUCAACAAAAAUCAGAUUUACUCUCUGUCACCCUUUCCGAGUCAAAUCUCUACUUUCGAAGACUACUGGCGCAGAUUGGCUGACACGACGACACUUUACGAUGAAAACGAUCGCUUCUAUAUGGAACAUGUGAUGCAGAAGAAGAACUGCAGGAUUGUAGGUUUUAGAAGUUCUGCUUUUAACAAAAUGGUGGUGUGUGAAAAUUUAGUGUUGAAAGAUACUUCUACCGACAUCCUUAUGAGAACUGCAAGGUUUCUUCCAACUCUUCAUGCUGUUUUAACUUUUGCCCACGCCUAUCGUAAGGCUUGGAGUGAGCGAUGCCACAACAUACCCGGGAUGUGCGAUGCCCUGAUGCGUAUGUCCAGGAGAGAAUUCGUCGAGACUUAUCUGGAGCCACUGGAGUUUGAACACAGUCCGGAGAACAGAAGUCCAUCGGACGUCCAGGGACAGAAAACGCACCUGGGUGCAACAGGUGAAAUGGAAGGAAUGCAGCUCGCUUUGAAUGUCUACUCGUUUUCGGACAACGAUGGUGUCCAGCUCAAGCAGGUUUUGGCUUACGAUUCCCAUGAAGCUAAGGUUUUGGACACUUCUUUCCAUUACCUCCCAUCUGUGUGUCCGAAGGGGGCUUGCAAAGAUUGCAUCAGCAUUCGCCAAUCACGAUUUGAAGAUCCAUACAUCGGCAUGGGUUCAUCCCCGGAUUCUGUGUCCGUCAGCUUGUCGGACGAGAUCUCAAUUCCCAUACUACUACCAAUCCACAAAAAAGGUGAAAAUCCUCUGAUGUGCAGCGAGGAAGUCAACCCACAAUCCAUACAAGACCUCGAAGCAGCCUUGUGGACCGUCGAUCAAAUAAACAGGGACACCGAGUUCUUACCGGACAUUCGUUUAAAUGUUGUCGCAAUUGAUACUUGUUCCACACCAGUACAGAUAACUCAAAAAUUAUCAAAUUACCUCGUAAAUGCUAAGAAGAAAGAAAUGGAGGAAGACUUGGGACCUCUCCCUACCUCUUUAGCAUUCGUUGUGGAUGGAACGUCCGAAGAAAUUAAAGCGGCAUCGUCAAUAAUAUCUCUUUUAAACGUGACUACAGUUUCCAUAAGGGAUUCUAUACCCGUGAAGGAUAUGGUCAAGCAUUUUCUUCAAGUGGCUGUACCCUUUGAGAAGAAGAUUAAAGCAACAGUCGAUACUCUGACGAACUUAGGUUGGAAGUUUAUAACUGUUAUUUACGAUCUUGAAGAACGUAGCCAUCAGAUGUUAGAAUCUUUCAAAGUUCUUGCCAAAGAGAAAGAUAUCUGCCUCUCGUCAGAACUAUCUGCUUCAGGCAUGGAUGAUUUAGAAAUGGAAGAUUUGGUAAAGAAGGUGGUCGAAGCUAAAAAGCUAGGAGCAAGGGCUGUGAUUAUGUUUACCAGCGAACGAACUACCAGAUCAUUUUUACAAGGUGUCCACCGUGCCGUCAUAGCUGGACUCAUUAGCAGAGGUGACUUAAUUAUUAUUUCAAGCGGAGAUUGGAUCGUCAAUCUGCAAUCUUUUAAAGCAUUCGAAAAUGAAGCCACUGGAGUGAUAGUUCUUAAAACUCAGCAGGGGGAAGUCGAAGAUUUUACGACGCACUAUCAAAAGCUGCAACCGGAAUCCAAUAAGAGAAACCCUUGGUUUCAAGAGCUGUGGGAUCAAAAGAAACAGUGCGUCGGAGACAAAUGCAAUUCCGUACCUAACAACAAUGCAAUCAUCGAAUAUGUCCCGUCUUCGAGUACAAUCAACAUGAUCCAAGGAUUGUUGGCGGUUUCAGCGGGUCUUGCUCGACUCAGAAAUGAACUCUGCCAUCCGGAAACAGGUCUUUGUCCUAAAAUGCUACAAACACCUGGUCUGAGAGAGCAUUUAUUUAACUAUGUUAAGGAAACGGCAUCAUCGAGAUUGGAUGCAAAGGGAGAAAUGUUUUCCUUUACGAAACAAGGUUACGGUAACCUUCCCAUUGAGAUUUUUAAUUUCAGAAGAGCUUCUGGCAAGAACUUUGUUUAUCAAAAGGUUGGUACAUAUGACUCCCACCUCAACAAAUUAGCAGAAAUCGUGGUCUACAACUCUAAUGGUCAAGAAAUAGGUGUCGACAAAAUGACAUCAGAUUGUACUGAAAAUUGUGGAAUGUGUCAGAAACGUCCCACUGAUUUUGUCAUACUCGAUUCCAAAGAUCACCUUUAUUUGGCGACAUCUGUUGACAUUCACGAACCCUCGUCCAAUCCUCUAUCAUGCAACACCACCGUUGCCACCUCCGGUCUUCAAAGUCUCGAAGCUUUCCUCUGGGCACUGGAUCAGAUCAAUAGCAGUCCACAGAUUUUACCUGGCAUCAAUCUUGGAGCAAUAAUAUUCGAUACUUGUGGCAGCAAGGAAAAAGCCGCCAGAGAUGUUGCCAACUUUUUCAGUAGUUCAUUGUCUUCCAAAGAAUUAUCCCACAAUAUUCCUGGUGUGAAGCAAAUCUUAGGUUUGAUCGCUACUCAGUCGGAUAAUGUCAUUCAACCCAUCAUAGAUGUUGCCAUGCCGUUUGGCAUGAUGACAAUCGCGCCAAAAAUAACCUCUACCAGUUUCAAUGACGAGGAAAAAUUUCCAACGCUCUUGAGGUCUUCUCUUCCGAAUAACGUUAGAGCUGGUGCAAUAGUUGACCUUCUGAAACACUUCAAAUGGGAUUAUGUGUCGGUGCUCUAUUCUGAUGUUGCUUGGAGAGAAGCUGAUUUGUUCAGUUCGUUCAAACAAAAAGCAGAAACACGUGACAUUAGUUUUGCUUUAGCUGAAAAAAUUCCAUCGACAUUUACCAAAGCAGCCAUGAAGAUACUUGUAAACAAACUCAAAGAAAAGAUGAAACAAGGUGCCAGAGUUGUUGUUCUGUUCCUGACCAACAAAGAUUCUUCUCUUUUGUUCGAUUGUGUUCGAGAAGACUUGGAUACCGGACGGUUAGAGAUUGGAGAUUUUGUGUGGGUUACCUUUGAGAACAUGGAUUCUUUUCAUGAGUUCCCACUUGCUUCCCUCGGUGCCAUCAUGAUGCAGCCGGGAUACUCUACAGUCUUCCCUUUCAAACAAUACUUCAGCAGUCUGGAUCCCAAGAACAAUUCAAGAAACCCUUGGUUCAGAGACUACUGGGAACAGGUAUUUAAAUGCCGUGGCAACAAUUGCGACGAAAAGCGUCAUACCCUGGCAGACAUCACUGUCAUGCAAGACUCCAGUGUAUCUAAAGUCAUCAAUUCCGUUUUGAGUGUGGGAAUUGGAUUGGAGACUCUACGUCAGCAGCUUUGUCCGGGAAUGGAUCGAGGACUUUGUCCGGCCAUGUCCAGCGAUCCCCAAGUGAGGAACCUUCUCUUCAACUUGACAAGGGAUGCAUCGUUUGCCGGAGCCGAUGGCAAACUCUUCAAGUUCACCAACCGCAAGUUCUACGCAAACACUCUCGACGUUUUGAAUUUCAGACAAGUUGGAAGCAAUGCUCACGCUUUCGUAAACGUUGGAACCUAUUCACCAGAUGAAGGCCUUGCACUGAACUUCAGCAAGGUUAAGACAUACAAUGAACUCGGAAAAGAAAUAAGUUUGUACAACGUGAUAUCGACUUGUUCAGAUUGCGAUAAAAAAUCGACCGACAUCUUUACGUCCACGAUGCAAAUUGUUCCAAAGCAAGACUUUUCGAUACUUAUCGCCAUGCCUGUGCACCAGAAGGGAAGCAGUUUCUUCAGCUGCGGUGAUCUGACAGAUGAAAAGAUGAUUCAUCACCUGUCUGGAAUCGCCUUUGCCGUCGACAAGAUUAACAAGAAUACCAAAAUUGUUCCUGGCGUCGAGGUUGGAGUCAUGACUUUCGACUACUGUGACAGGUCACAGAGAGGCGAAGAUCAACUGUACAGUUACUUUUCAAAAGAGAAUGAGGUCAUGCCCGACAUCAAAGUCCCUCCAAAAUCAGUUUUAGCAGCCCUCACAUUUGGUAGCGAAAUAUCGAGGGAAUCUUCUCCCAUAUUUGAUUCCUUGAAGAUCAUGCAAAUUGCCAUUCCAGUGGACAGGAUGGAAACCAACGAAUACAACGAUCUUCUGUACACAGCGCCCUCUAUAAUGUCUCAAAUACAAGCUCUCAUUGGACUCAUCCGAAAAUUCAGGUGGAAAUACGUGAAUGUAGUUUACAGUAAUACGGACUUCGGUCGCUCUGGAUAUUACAAAUUUUCGAAGGAGGCUAAAAAACAGGGAAUUUGUUUAGGGAACGUUGUUAUAGUUGAGCCAGACAGUAACAAGGAAUCUCUGCUAACAAAUAUCCAAAAUGGCCUCAGCAGAGAUGCUAAGAUUGUCGUGUCUUUAGUGGACAACGACCAAGUCGUUCAGAAUAUGAUCGAAGCUAUAAAAAUCAGUUAUGUCUUAUCCAACUAUAUCUGGAUCGGCACGGAAACGUGGGGUAACAAUCCCUAUGCCAUGGAGAACUUGAAAGGAGCCAGUUUCGACGCUUUGACGUUGAAAAUGGAAAGUUAUGACAUGCCAGAAUAUAAGCAAUUCUACGAAAAGCUAACUUUGUGGAAUCAUGCUCCCAUUCCAGAUUCUUGGUUUGAAGAAUUCUGGCAACGUCGCUUCCAAUGCCAGCUUCCAAAUAGUGUAGUCCACCAAAAACAAUAUACUCCGGUAUGUACGGGUAAAGAAAAACUGUCUUCCACUGACUUUACACAUAGUGAGCAUAUUUACCAAACGGUUAAAAUCAUAGAAUCGAUUGCGGAAGGAUUGCACAAUUACCUCAACAAGGAUUGCCCUUACGGGAUGGCGGCCAUGAAUAUUGACGACUGUGGUGCAGGGUCCAGGAAGAGUCUCCAGAAAGAAAUCCAAAUCAUUCUUCAUGGUGCUUAUAUUGAAUGUGAAGAAUGCACUUCCUCUUCUACAAUCUUUGGAUAUGAGGUAUUGCAGCAUUCAACAACGGAAAACUCUACAUUUUUGAAUAUUCAGAUCGGGAGCUGGAAAGAUGGUAUACUGUACAUCGAUGACUCGAAAGUAUCCUUCACCGGCAAUGAAAUUCCCAUCUCUGACUGCAAAGAAGACUGCAACGCGUGCGAGGAUCAGCUUGGAACAGCUGAGACACUUCUGGCAUCCGAAACACCCAUCUAUGCCAACUUCCAGACUGUGUGGGGCAUCAUCGUGACUGCACUCUCCAUCCUCGGCAUACUUCUAGUCAUCAUCUGUGCCCUCUACUUCCUCAUGUCUUUCCCUGUCACGGUGGGAACGACGGUUCUAGGGUAUAUGAUAUUGUUCGGACUCCUUCUUCUGUACGCUGUCAACUUUGCAUUCAUUCUCUCACCCACUGAAGGCACUUGUGGCAUCAGAAGAUUCGGCCUGGGGUUGGCCUAUGCUGUCAUCUUUUCGGGUAUGUUGGUGAAAGUGAUGAACACUUGGAGACUCAUGGGAUACAAUGGCAGCCGGAUACUCAGUGACGGAACCAGGCUGUCCAGUCCAGCAGGACUCCUCAUUAUAGCAGUUGGACUAGUUAUCAUUCAGGUUGUUUUAUCGUCUGCUUGGCUCAUCUUAAUGCCGCCCAAAACAGGAGCCUACGAACAAGUCUGGAGAUGCGCUCCUCCCACCACUUUCGAAGAAGGUUUGGUCGUCUCCCUCAUUUACGUCAUGCUCCUUCUUGCCAUCACGACACUCUUUGCCCUACUCACAUGGCAGUGCCAGGACAACAAUCGAGAGUCUCGUUGGAUACUGGCUUGCGCAAUCCUGGUGGCCAUUGUGUGGCUCGCCUGGACCAUCCUGUCCACUCAGCUCUCUCCCCACUACAGGGACACGACAAUCGCUGCUGCUAACUUGGUCAAUUCUACAAUCAUCAUGAUGUUCUUGUAUCUGAGGAAGGCCUACCUGUACAGCAAGCUCACUAGGCAAGCCAGGGAUCAGGACAUGAAGGCACACCUUCAGCCCAGCUCUUACAGCCAUUCCAUAUAUGGCUCCUCGCAGAAGACAUUCUCCACUUUGGCACCAGUCCUCUAUGGUUCACAAGCUUCUCUGACAACCAAGAAACUGUACAACGUUCCAUCUUCCAGAGUGGAACUCAUCAACUGUCCGGAAGAUAACAAAAGUGAUAGUUCGGGUUCGGUUCAAGUGCAAGCGACCGAUCUCUAUCCCUUGGACAUGUAUGACGGGGGUAGUCAAUUCCAACCGGUGACAUCUCUCUACGGAAGCAAUCACACCCUCGUUCUAGAUGACACCUUACCCUUUGGAAGAUAACAACAUUAACGGGAAGCCAAAUGAGUGCAAUACUGGAAGUGCAUGAUAAUCUCUCUUCAAAUGAGAUUAGAGAAUGAUUAUGAUGACUGACAAAUCAUAAAAACCUGCAAACAAAAUCCUCUCCAUAAAUUCCAACAUUAUUAUUGCCAAUCAGACUUCAGAAAAAGUCCAAUUUCUUUGAUACUUGUAAACUCUUGGUGAAAAUUCCAAUUGCAUUUAAUUGGUGUUUGAGUAACGAAGAAAGUUAUACGAUUAUUGCUGCAAUCAAAGUAAUUUAGUAAUGUAUAUGGAAAAAAAAGUAUUUUCUUCCUUGCUGUAAACACAGAUAUGUGCUAUAUUACGUAUUUUGAUUCUUAGAGAUGUGCCAGCUUAUUCUACCACAAUUUUACUACCGGGAUUAAAGAGUUAAGCUCCUGAUUUUAACCCAUCUGAAAAAGUUAAGUAAAUGUUCCUGCAUUUGGCCAGAUUAUAAAUAUAAUAAGGAGAUUUCGUAAACUUACAUUAACUCCAGUACGUAUGAUUUUAAGUAAUAGCACAUGUUUAUCCUUAGUGCGCAUGCGUCAAUUCUGGUGAAAUGAACAUGCACCCAUGAAAAAAUAUCAAAUUUACGUAAGUGAAAAUAAGAGAAUAAAAAUCCGUAAGUUAAAAACCACUAACGUAGUGGAAUGUCGUUUUAACUUUGACUAAAAAAAAUCAAAACAAACAUUUACAAUGGGCAUACAUUACAAAACAAACAUUACGAUGGACUCUUCGUUCAACUAAUUGAUAUAAUAUCACUUGAUUCCUUUCUAAAUUUCAUCAAUAUAUUUCUACAAAUUUGCAUUCCAUGUCCAUGUCUUAAGUUAUAAGGUAGGAUUAAGCAGAAAACGACAUUUAACAGUUAUUAACAGCUUGCCUGUAGCGUUAAUUACGCCAACGUAAUUAUCUAAACGUAAUCUAAACGUUACGUAUCAACGUAGUAUCUAAAGUAAGCACGAGUACGUGCGCAGUUGCUUCAAAUCUUGCGUAGGGAUCGUACAGAAGCUAACGUAAAAGUGCAAAAUCUCCCUAAUUGUUGCAGAGUACCCGGAACCAGUUAGUUCAGUUUUUCGGGGUACCUGGUACCCGAAUUCAGCAAAUGUCAAUGAAGCGGUACAUCUCUAAUGGAUCUGUAAACACUUAUAAUGUUAGUGAUUGUAUGUAAUGGUUUUAUGGUUAUUUAUUAUGUUAAUGAUUGUAUAACCACAUUUAUAAUGGUUCUAUAAUCAUUCAUGAUGAUUGUAUAACCAACCAGAUGAGAUUUCUGGAAUGUUUAGAGGAAGGUCGUUUGCUAUUUCAUUCCAGGUGCAAUAUUUACAAAAUUUUAUAGUAAAACAUGAUUCUUAUCAUCCGGUAUCACGAUUCUCUAAAAAACAAUUUCCUCAAAAUAUAUUUAUUUUGGUUGCAAACAAGCAUUUUUUAUUCCUCUUACUAUUGCCCAAUGAAGGUUCUGUUUAGUUACUACUAUUAUAAAAAUAUGCAGUGUCCUGAAACAGCAUGAAUUUUUCUGCUCUAACAAGAAUAAACGAAAAACCAACAUUAUUAUUGUUUGCAUAGAGAUUAGGCUUUCGUCAUACUUCAGUAGUUCGAUCUACGGAUUAUCUAUCAUACUGGAAAAUACCUGUUAUGGCUCCGUAAAUCCCAGCUUUGCAGUUUUCCGCAUUGUGUCCAAAGUAAUUAAAUUUUUAUUUCUACCUCAGAACUUCAUUUCUUGCUGUUUUUCGUUUUUAUGUGAAAUUGUUUGGCUUAAAAUGUGUAAAUAGGAGUUAUAUUCGUGAUUCUGUUACUAAAUGAAAUACCGUUAACCAGUCCAACGUUGUCUUCAUUUUAAAUUCGAAACUUGGGUGGCGUAAUAAGUUCUGGAUUAAAACAAUAGAGAACACAAUUGCUUCGUAGCUGGAGAAACCAUUCUCCCCUUUAAUGCUUGGUUGAGAGUUAUUGUCCCCAUAUUGAGGAGACAAGUACUUUUUCGAUUUCAUACCAAACGAAACCAUAUACUAGUGUGUUUCUUGAACUUUUCUAGGGGAUAGAAACUCUUUUUUGCAAUUUUUUAAAUGACGACCUGCGCAGAAUAUGCGUCGCGAGGUUACGUAAUUCUACCACUCUCAACAUUUCCCCCCUGUCUGUUAACUAGGAAACGAAAAUCUUGCUUACCUUCUACGCCAGUACGUUUUAGUAAAAAGCUAGAAUAUACUGACGUAGGUAUCCAAAAGAAGAUUUGUGGAUACCAUGGAAACGGAAAGGGAAAAGUAUGAAAAUCGCCUAUUAUUUUUACGACGAUUGUUGGGCAAUAGAGAACCGAGUUGAGGAAAUAGUUGUCAUUUUUAUUGUUUCAAAUAAUCUAUUAAGUGUUAAGAGCCAUUAUCUCCGUAAUUAGGAGACAAUAGUUUUAGUAGAAGAAUGACUAUAACUUUGGUACAGAACUGUUGUCUUCCGAUUGAGGAGACAAUUCCUAUUUAUAUUGUUUGUGAAACUUGUCUAGACCAAAUAAAUAUGUUUCAAAAUGUUAGAUCCAGAUAAGGCCAGAUAUCAAAGAUAUGCCUGUUAACGACGAUCCUCACAUUGAGAACGUUAAUUUUUUAAACUCAUUUUAUGACAUCCCUGAUUGUUUGGAAAAAAUAACACAUUUAACUCUUUAUUAAUAUUUUUAUUUCAUGAACAGAAACCAUUCUUCCUUCUAUUUUCGUCACCGAAUAGAAUUUAAAUUAAAACAAAAAAUUAAAGCACAAACUAGAAUUGUAAAUUUAGAUAAUGUAAUAAAAACUUGUAUGAGAGGAAAGGUAAAAAUGCACAUUGAUUCUAACAGUAUUAUUCUUAAGCAUUCUGCUGAGUAGAGAGGAUAAAAUGUAGAACACAUGUUUUUAGUUUUUCAAUUUGAAUGUUUCUAUGUGGUUUAUUAUUAUUUUUUUAUAACUCUUUUAUUAAGCGAACAAAUGUUUUAAUGAUUUGUAUCAUUCCAUUUUUUCAUAUUAUUCCGAUUUUUGAUCGGAUGUACAAUCGAAUCUCUGUCAGAUGAAAUUUGCUCUUUAUCAGAAUCACGUAUCCAUUAAAACAGAGUUAAUUGAACAUCAAAAUUUAAUUUUAUUCAGAUUUUCCUCUAUUUGAGCUAUGGGAAUUUUUCUUCUUCUUCUUCUAACUAAAAUGAAGAUUUUUACCUCGAAAUUUAUUCUUAAUCAGAAUUUUUCCCCUUGAGCUUCAUGAUUUUUUUUUCGCGAACUAAACAGACGAAACUAUUUCUCUUAAUCAGGUUUUAUUCCGAUGAGCAUCACAAUUUUUUUCUUAUAAUUAAAAGAAAAUUAAUUAUCUCGAAUUUUUUUCUUAAUCGGAUAUUUCUAUCAAUGAGAUUGACUGUUUUUUUCCCUGCUAACUGAAAUGAAGUUAAAUACCUCAGAAUUUCCUCCGAAUUUGAUUUCUUUCGCGGUAGUGAGUUUUUUUUCUGAAUUAUAUCACAAUUUUCUCCUGAUAAGAUUUUUUUUUCCUCUCCGUUAACUUUAAUGAAGUAAAUUGAUUUUUCAAUUUUCUCUUAAUUCGAUUUUUUUUCCAAUUAAUGAAAUGAAAUACAUUGACUUCGCCAUUUUCUCUCAUUUUAAAUAGAGUACAUUAAGCUAUCAGUUUUCUCUUAAUCUGACUUUUUUCUUUAUAAUAAAUUGGAAGACAAAUUCUCUAAAAUAAAAUGUUUUUGAUUUCAACAGAUUUUUAAAAUUUUAUACAAUUUCAUAAGGGAAUUUGGUCUAAAGUUUAAAGAGUUCUCAUGACAGUUUCGAUUGAGCUUCAAGGUGCCAAAAUUAUCAGUUGAAAACUUGAUAAAAUCUGUACUUACUAAGACUAUUUCAUGCAUCAUGCAAAUAAUAAAAUCCAAUUAAAUUGAUUUUUUUAAAGUACAAAUUUCAUACUUUAACUUCUUUCUAUUAUCUAAUUUCAUACUUUAACUUCUUUUUAUUAUCUUUUUUUAUGUCUAGAAAAACUGAGUAAAUUUCAAAAGACAGAGAUUCGAAAGUAUUCUAUAAAAAGUUUAUUCCAGUAUUAUCAUCUUUGAUACUGAUAUAUAAAAUGCAUACUACACGUCCUAAUUAACUAAAAAGGAAAUACAGAUUUUAAACGUCCAAUUGUAGGUGAAAUUAGAAUUGUUUACUAGGCAAUGACCUCUUGGCACCCCCAUUCCACUAUCACAAAAUAUUGAACAGCAUCUUAUUACAGUGAACAAUAUUUGAAAUAUUGUUUAACAUUUAGGAGAAUAUUGUAUAUAAUCGUUCGCACUGUUAUGAAACUGAGAAAUCGUCGUCAUAAAAAUUGAUCUUGUUGUUCGUUCAAUAUUAAAAUUAUUUGAAUUGAUUUAAAAUGUUAAGUUUUAAAAUCUGAAAAAUUGAUCUUGUUGUUUGUGUGUUUUCAGUUUACCAUAGAAAUAUAAAUAUUCUAAAUUCGUUGGAUUAAUUUAAAAUGUUGAGUUUUACAAAUAAAUAUUUUGUUGAGUGGUGAAACAAUGUUUACCAUAUAUUAUGCAAAUGUUCCGAUAAAG
Molecule: messenger RNA, 12035 nt
Organism: Parasteatoda tepidariorum (common house spider)
Lineage: Eukaryota; Metazoa; Arthropoda; Arachnida; Araneae; Theridiidae
Biological process (GO): G protein-coupled receptor signaling pathway
Cellular component (GO): membrane
Molecular function (GO): G protein-coupled receptor activity
Source: RefSeq, a predicted model, not a curated record